GAAGAAAUUAAUGAAGUAAAAAAAACAUAUGGAAAACUUGUUAGAUUUGAUUUGCAUAGAAGAAUGUAACAUCGACGUAGAUGAAAAUUUGAUUUUACCCAUUUCCCCAAAAGCAAAGAAAAUCCAAUUAAAAGCAUCCACAUCAAAAUUAAACCCCAACAGAUUGGGGGAUGAGGUUGUUACUGAGGAUAGUACCGUACAUAAUGACAUAACAAAAUAUUUAAAUCUUAAAAUUUCAAUUGAGGAAGAGGAUAUACUUCAAAAGGAUGUCCUACUUUGGUGGAAACGACAAGAAAAAAAUUUGCCAAAGCUUUCAAGAUUAGCAAGAAAAAUAUUAGCAAUUCCUGCAACUAGUGCUACUUCUGAAAGAGGAUUUAGCAUAGCCGGAAGGUUUUUAUAACAAAG
This is a messenger RNA of Gordionus sp. m RMFG-2023, 405 nucleotides long. RefSeq lists its product as uncharacterized. The record is from RefSeq and is a predicted model, not a curated record. The coding region runs from base 29 to 400 and encodes 123 amino acids. Gene Ontology annotation, molecular function: protein dimerization activity. Gene Ontology annotation, biological process: regulation of transcription by RNA polymerase II. The transcript is spliced from 3 exons. Lineage: Eukaryota; Metazoa; Nematomorpha; Gordioida; Chordodea; Parachordodidae. Gene Ontology annotation, cellular component: nucleus.